Molecule: messenger RNA, 1363 nt
Organism: Cicer arietinum (chickpea)
Lineage: Eukaryota; Viridiplantae; Streptophyta; Magnoliopsida; Fabales; Fabaceae
Product: heme-binding-like protein At3g10130, chloroplastic
Source: RefSeq, a predicted model, not a curated record
AAAGGUGACAUGCGGGAAAAAUCAUAACGACCAGUGGACCAAAAUCAACCGAAUUUCAAAAUCCAGAAGUAGUGAACCGAGGCAGGUUGAAUUGAAUUCCCAAAAUAAACAUGGUAAUUCCUCUUUGCACCCCUUCUCUUUCUCUUCAAUCGCCCUCCAUUCCUAAAAAACCUAACAACAACAUGAUCAUCUCUGCAUCUUCCGGCGACAGAUUAAACUCCCAGCGAAGAACCAUCUCAGCCUCCGAAGCCCGAAUCUCACUCAUUUUCGCUCUCGCUUCUCAAUCUACCACUCUCUCUCAGCGACUUUUUGCCGACGUAGCUACCGAAACUGCAAAGUACUUGUUUCCGAAAACAUUUGAAAGCCGCACUCUCGAAGAGGCGUUGAUGACAGUUCGGUGUUUGAGCUUCGUUGUAGUUCCGGACCUUGAGACUGUCAAGUUCACAGUUCUAUCUAGAAGAGACCAGUAUGAGAUUAGGGAUGUUGAGCCUUACUUUGUAGCAGAGACUACAAUGCCUGGGAAGAGUGGGUUUGAUUUCGGCGGUGCUUCUCAGUCAUUUAAUGUCCUCGCUGAAUACCUUUUUGGUAAGAAUACAACAAAGGAGAAAAUGGAGAUGACUACACCCGUUUUUACCAGUAAGAACCAAUCCGAUGGGGUUAAAAUGGAUAUGACAACUCCUGUGCUAACAACAAAGACAGGAGAUCAAGAUACAUGGAAAAUGUCUUUUGUCAUGCCUUCAAAGUACGGUGCUAGCUUGCCACUGCCUAAAGAUUCCUCUGUGAGAAUUGAAGAGGUGCCCAGAAAAGUAGUUGCUGUAGUUUCCUUUUCAGGUUUUGUGAAUGAUGAAGAAGUUAAGCGGCGUGAACUGAAACUACGAGAAGCUUUGAAAAAUGACGGACAGCUCAACAUUAAAGAGGGAACUACAGUAGAAAUUGCACAGUAUAAUCCCCCAUUUGCUCUUCCAUUUCAACGCCGUAAUGAGAUUGCAUUGGAGGUGGAGUGGAAAAAUAAAUAGGAACAAUGAUAUACAGUCUCAAGGUACUUUUGAAUUUUCAUCGUUUCACUGUAAGCUACAAAAGUUACCUGUUUGUUAUCAAUUAUCAUGAAUCGGACUCCAACAUAAGAUAUUUUGUACUCAUUAUUGAUGCUUCUAUGUGCGUGUAUUUAUUGUAAAUAGGUCCCUUUACUCAAUAUAGAUGUUUGUCUUUUUUGUAAAUAGAUUUUGUAUCGAUACUGAUGUUUGUAUAUGUAUGUAAACAGAUAUCUUUGUGCGUGUCAUGAGUUUGGCAACGAUGUGCAUGUAAAAAGUUUGCCAAUAAUGUGCGUGUAAAUCUAGCAUAUAAAAGAGUGGCGUUAUAUGGA